Molecule: messenger RNA, 3938 nt
Organism: Rhinolophus ferrumequinum (greater horseshoe bat)
Lineage: Eukaryota; Metazoa; Chordata; Mammalia; Chiroptera; Rhinolophidae
Gene: ARHGAP45
Product: Rho GTPase activating protein 45
Exons: 22
Coding region: 148-3591 (1147 amino acids)
Biological process (GO): activation of GTPase activity; signal transduction
Cellular component (GO): membrane
Molecular function (GO): GTPase activator activity
Source: RefSeq, a predicted model, not a curated record
GGCUCGUCACGUGGGCCUGACAGCUGGGGAAGGGGUGGCUGGUGACAAUGUGGUCCUAAGGUGGUCAGCUCCAGGAGCUACUGCGCUGAGACCCAUUGGCCUGCCCACCCCCAGCCCACCCGCCUGGGCUUCUGGGCCGGCCCCACCAUGUUCUCCAGGAAGAAGCGCGAACUCAUGAAAACCCCUUCCAUCUCGAAAAAGAACCGGGCGGGAAGCCCCAGCCCGCAGCCCUCUGGGGAGCUGCCCAGGAAAGAUGGGUCCGAUACUGUGUACCUGGGACCCAGCCUGGAGCCACUGAGCGUGGCCUGCAAUGCCAAGGCCACAGGCACACUCAAGAGGCCCACCAGCCUAAGCCGCCAUGCCAGCGCUGCUGGCUUCCCGCUGUCAGGCGCCAGUUCCUGGACACUAGGCCGGGGCCACCGCAGCCCACUGACAGCAGCCAGCCCUGCUGAGCCUCCCAUCGAGGGGCCCUGCGCAGACGCUGUGGAGGACAUCUCUCACCUUCUGGCGGAUGUGGCCCGCUUUGCUGAGGGCCUGGAGAAGCUGAAGGAAUGUGUUUUGCAUGAUGAACUCCUCGAGGCCCGCCGGCCCCUGGCCCAUGAGUGCCUGGGCGAGGCCCUACGAGUGAUGCGCCAGGUCAUCUGCAAGUACCCACUGCUGAACACUGUGGAGACGCUCACCGCUGCAGGCACCCUCAUUGCCAAGGUCAAAGCCUUCCAUUAUGAAUGCAACAAUGAGGCCGACAAGCGGGAGUUUGAGAAGGCCUUGGAGACCAUCGCUGUCUCCUUCAGUAGCACUGUGUCUGAGUUCCUUAUGGGCGAAGUGGACAGCAGCACCCUCCUGUCGGUGCCUCCCGGGGACCCGAGCCAGUCCAUGGAGAACCUGUACGGACAGGGCACGGAGGGCACCCCUCCCAGCAAUGAGGACUGUGAUGCAGGCUGCCUGCUGCCCGAGGAUGUGGACAAGCUGCUGCAGCGCUGUGAGGGCGGGGUGGACACAGCCCUGAACUACGCCAAGAACAUGGCCAAGUACAUGAAGGACCUCAUAGGCUACCUGGAGAAACGCACGGCGCUAGAAAUGGACUUCGCCAAAGGCCUGCAGAAGAUUGUCCACAACUGCAGACAAAGCGUCAUGCAGGAGCCCCACAUGCCCCUCCUGUCCAUCUACUCGCUGGCCCUGGAGCAGGACUUGGAGUUUGGCUACGGCAUGGUGCAGGCGGUGGGCACACUGCAGACCCAGACCUUCAUGCAGGUGGGCUGUGCCAGGGAAGCCAGGCUGUUGGGUGGUGCUGGGGUCCCCCACUCACGGCCUGUCUUGUUCCAGCCCCUGAACCUGAGGCGGCUUGAGCACGAGAAGCGUAGGAAGGAGAUCAAGGAGUUGUGGCACCGCGCUCAGAGGAAGCUGCAAGAGGCAGAGUCCAACCUUCGCAAGGCCAAGCAGGGCUACGGGCAGCGCUGUGAGGAUCACGACAAGGCCCGUCUCCUGGUGGCCAAGGCGGAGGAGGAGCAGGCGGGCACUGGGCCUGGGGCGGGCGGCACAGCCUCGAAGGCCCUGGACAAGCGGCGGCGCCUAGAGGAAGAAGCCAAGAACAAGGCAGAGGAAGCCAUGGCCACGUACCGCACAUGUGUGGCAGACGCCAAGACACAGAAGCAGGAGCUGGAAGACACCAAAGUGACGGUGCUCCGGCAGAUCCAGGAGGUCAUCCGGCAGAGUGACCAGACCAUCAAGUCGGCCACCAUCUCCUACUACCAGAUGAUGCACAUGCAGACGGCCCCGCUGCCCGUGCAUUUCCAGAUGCUGUGUGAGAGCAGCAAGCUGUACGACCCGGGCCAGCAGUAUGCCUCCCACGUGCGCCAGCUGCAGCGCGACGAGGAGCCUGACGUGGACUACGACUUUGAGCCCCAUGUCUCCACCAACACCUGGUCCCUGGUCGUGCGAGCCAGGAAGGGCAGCUUCAACGUUGGUGAUGCUGUGGGAGCAGAGGCCACCGGCAGUCCCCCGGAGGAAGGUGGGCCCAGCGAUGGGGCACUUGCCAAGGAGCGCAGGGGUGGGCGCGGACACCAGGUGCACAAGUCAUGGCCCAUCUCCAUGUCAGACUCUGAGGGCAGCCUGGACCCCAGCCCUGGCUCAGGGGACUUUAAGAAGUUGGAACGGAUGUCGUCCAGUGGCACCAUGUCAUCUAGUGAGGAGCUGGUGGACCAGGAGGGCAGUGCAGGGCCUUCAGCCUUUGAGCAGGCUGAUCUCAAUGGCAUGGCCCCUGAGCUCCCAGUGGCUGUGCCCAGUGGGCCCUUCCGCCACAUGGGGUUGUCCAAGGCAGCCCGUACGCACCGGCUCCGGAAGCUGCGCUCGCCAGCCAAGUGCCGGGAGUGCAACAGCUAUGUAUACUUCCAGGGCGCCGAGUGUGAGGAGUGCUGCCUGGCCUGCCACAAGAAGUGUCUGGAGACCCUGGCCAUUCAGUGCGGCCACAAGAAGCUUCAGGGACGCUUGCAGCUCUUUGGCCAGGACUUUGGCCAGGCGGCCCGCAGCACGCAUGACGGAGUGCCCUUCAUCAUCAAGAAAUGCGUCAGCGAAAUAGAGCGGCGGGCGCUGCGCACCAAGGGCAUCUACCGCGUAAAUGGGGUGAAGACGCGUGUGGAGAAGCUGUGCCAGGCCUUCGAGAACGGCAAGGAGCUGGUGGAGCUAUCGCAGGCGUCACCUCACGACAUCAGCAAUGUCCUCAAACUCUACCUGCGUCAGCUUCCCGAGCCGCUCAUCUCCUUCCGUCUCUACCACGAGCUCGUGGGGCUGGCCAAGGACAGUCUGAAGGCCGAGGCCGAGGCCAAGGCGGCGGCCCGGGGCCGUCCAGACGUGGCCGAGAGCGAGGCUGCCGCCCUGGCUACGGUGGGCCGGCUGCGGGAACUCAUGCGUGACCUGCCGCCCGAGAACCGGGCCUCACUGCAGUACCUGCUGCGGCACCUGCGCAGGAUCGUAGAAGUGGAGCAGGACAAUAAGAUGACACCCGGGAACCUGGGGAUCGUAUUCGGGCCCACGCUGCUGCGGCCUCGGCCUACCGAGGCCACCGUGUCCCUCUCGUCCCUCGUUGACUACCCCCACCAGGCCCGCAUCGUGGAGACCCUUAUCACCCAGUACAGCCUGGUCUUUGAGGAGGAGCCCGAGGAAGUGGCGGGGGGCCUGGUGAGGCUGCAUGACCAGACGGCCACCCAGCGAGCCGAGGUGCUGCUUCAGGUGCCCUACUCGGUGACCAGUGAGGGCGCUGCCUUCCCCCUGCAAGAGGAGGCUGGGGAUGGGGGCCUAGACCCACCAGAGUCUCACAUUGCCUCCAACGACUCUGACUCAGAGCUGGAGGAGGCCCCAGAUGUAUUGUCCCCGGUGUCUGGGGGUGGCCUGCAUGGCCUCAGCUUUCUGGAGAUGCAGGGCAGCGCAGCCAGCGUGGAAGAGGCCCGGGACAGCAGCAGUGAGGAGCCACUGGGGGCCUCCACCGGGGAGGAUGGCAACUGGGAGGGGCUGUCCCAGUGCCGCAGCGGCCAGUGCACCAGUGUGAAGCUCCAUGGGCCGGGCAGCAGCCGGGACAGGGGGCCGGAGUUUGUCUAGCUGGGGCUGAGUACCACCCCAUUGUUGACCCAUCCCAGGGGCUGUCCCUGGGCCCCUCCCAGGAGUGGGGGGCGAGGCUGGGUCUGCCCCCACGUACAACUUGCCCGGCUGAGCUGGGGACUCUGCUCUUGAGAGUCACUCUGGGGCUGUAUGGACAGAGGAACCCCCUGCAGGACCCCCCACCUGUGACCUUCCAUCACUCGGCCGUGGGAGGCCACACUGACAGCUGGGUGGCCGGCAGGGGCUGGGUGGGGGCAUUGGGCUUGGCUACCUGGUGCUUGGAUACAUAGUGGGGUCUCCCCUUGAUACGUGCCUGUAUUUUGCUUAAAAUAAAGCUGUCAAUUUGA